CUUCAUCUGGAAACGUGAACAUGUCGGAUUAAAUGAUUUAACUGUUCAUCUUUUUACAUUUUUUUCCUUUAUUUGUAAGUACAGUAGUGUCAUAGAGGCCGACAGGAAACAGAGAGAGAAGCGAACGACAUGCAGUAAAGGUCCUCUGCCGGAGUCGAACCAGGGAUGCUUCUUUUAUGCAGCAUGUGUGAUAAUCACUCGGCUACUAAAACUCUCCCAUCGUUCUACAUCUGAAGAACUCUGAAUCCUGAUUGAUCCAUCAUGUCAGCCAAAGACUCAGUAAGAGGUAAUAAAAGUGCUUUACUGAGGAUUUUGUGUGGAGACCGCAGGCUAAUCCUCAACAAGGUUUAUGAGAAGAAGAUUAUAACCCAACGUGAGUACAACAACCUUGAAAGCAUAAACAAAGAAGAUGUAGAAGGUCAUGUUGAUGCACUUCUGAAGAAGAUCAUCAGGAAAGGAGAGGUGACCUGUCAAGCCUUCCUGAAGCUCCUGCAAACUGAUGAAGAAAUUAAUUCGACUUACCCAGAGUUGAAGAACAUGCAAAUGAACACCUGUGAUGCUACUGAUGGCGCGAGUAAACCAGAGGGCCCAGCAGAGGCCCAAGCUGUCAUGGGGGAAACAUGCAAACUCAUCAAAGAGAGGACUGGGGACAGCAAGUGUUUGAACCCAGGACCUUCUAGCUGUGAGGCAACAGUGGCAACCAUUGAGGCACCUCACUGCUCACACAACCGUAAUCGUCUGUCAGGGAAAACUAGAGGUGGUGAACCCCUCAUUUAUAUUAACAGAGGUUGGUGCAGUAACUGUAUUCUGGUUAGCAGCGACUGCUCUGAGGCAGUAGAACACCUAGCAGCGAAAUGCCAGCCACACCACCUGCUACGUGAGUUUACAGCUGUGUUUAUAGUUGCUGUUUACAUCCCUCCUAGCGCUAAUGCUAACGAUGCACUCAAGGAGCUUCAUUAUGGCAUCGGCUCACAAAACAAACACCCAGAGGCCCUCUAUGUGUUUUUGCAGGCAUCCAACACCACUCCCAUCUCCAGGCUCACCCGUCCACCAGGUGAGCUGCCCCUCAUCAUGAUAGAGGCAGAUAUGAGGAGGACCCUGCAGAGAGGGUCAACUCCCGCCAAGCUGCUGGCCAGCUGGACACCACAAUCAUCAAUCACCUCCGUCUACAGGUGUGUGGUGGAGAGCAUCAUCACCUCCUGCAUCACCGUGCGGUAUGGCAGCUGCCUGGCUGCAGAGAAGGUAUCACUGCAGCGGGUGGUUAAGUUGGCACAGGGAACUAUCGGCUGUAGCCUGCCCACCAUCACAGACAUCUACUGGCCUCCUGCAUCAUCAGAGACUCCACCUACUCUGCAUAUGACCUGUUUGCCCCCCCUCCCCUCAGGCAGGAGGUUGCACAACAUCCGGGCAAGAACCACGAGGCUGAAGAACAGCUUCUUCCCCGGAUGCUCAGAAAGUGGAAGGCAGGAGGGUUUAGAUGAACAUCAGAUCAUUCUGAUAACAAGAUGUCAAGAUGUGAAUGAAGAAACUGAUGAAGCAGGAAGGAAAAUCCUCUUCAACAACUCCUACACUGAGGUCUACAUCACAGAGGGGCAGGGUAAAGAGGUUAAUACCCAACAUGAGGUGAUGCAGCUUGAAACAGUUUCCAAGAAGAAGACCCUCCAUGACGCUCCAAUCAAGUAUCAGGACAUCUUUAAAGUCUUACCUGACCAACAGAAACGCAUCAUCAGAGUGGUUCUGAUGAACGGCGUCGCUGGCGUUGGUAAAACCUUCUCAGUGCAGAAGUUCACUCUGGACUGGGCACAGCGCUCCAACAACCAAGAUAUCUGUGUGCUGAUUCCACUUCCAUUCAGGGAGCUGAACUUGAUCAAAGAUAAGCAGUACAGUCUGCUCAUGCUGAUCCGUCAUUUCUAUCCAACAUUACAGAAGCUCACAGCAGAGAAGCUCGCUGUCUGUAAAGUUCUGUUCAUCUUUGACGGCCUGGAUGAAAGCAGACUUUCACUGGAUCUCAACAACAGUGAGGUUGUGUCUGAUGUCACACAGAAGUCAUCAGUCAGCGUGCUGUUGACAAACCUCAUCAAGGGGAAGCUGCUUCCCUUGGCUCUCAUCUGGAUAACUUCCCGACCUGCAGCAGCCAAUCAGAUCCCUCUGACAUUUGUUAGCAGGGUAACAGAAGUACGAGGCUUCACUGACCCCCAGAAGGAGGAGUACUUCAGGAGGAGAUUCAGUGAUGAAGAGCAGUCCAGCACAAUCAUCUCACACAUCAAGACAUCCAGGAGCCUCCACAUCAUGUGUCACAUCCCAGUAUUCUGCUGGAUCACUGCUACAGUUCUGGAGGACAUGUUGACUCCAGACCAGAGAGGAGCGCUGCCCAAGACCCUGACUGACAUGUACUCACACUUCCUGCUGGUUCAGACAAAGAUGAAGAAGAACAAGUACAAUGAGGGACAUGAGAAGAGUCCACAGGAGCUGAAGAAGGCUGACAGGAAACUUCUUCUGAAGCUGGGGAGGCUGGCGUUUGAACAACUGGAGAAAGGAAACAUCAUGUUCUACCAAGAAGACCUGGAGCAGUGUGGUCUUGAUGUCACAGAGGCCUCUGUAACAUCAGGAGUUUGUACAGAGAUCUUCAAAAGAGAGAAACACCAGAAGACAACAGUCUACAGCUUUGUUCAUCUGAGUGUUCAGGAGUUUCUGGCUGCAGUCUACAUGUACCACUGUUACACCAGCAGGAAGACAAAGGUACUGAAGGACUUCCUGGGAGAAGACUACAAACACAAGGAAUCAAAACCAAAGUCUUUCCUUGAGAACAUUUCAGCACUUUUCAGCCGUAAACCAUCCCUGGAUGUCUUCCUGAAGAAAGCCAUGGAUAAGUCUCUCAGAAGUGAAAAUGGCCACCUGGACCUGUUUGUCCGCUUCCUUCAUGGCCUCUCUCUGGAGUCCAACCAGAGUCUCUUAGGAGACCUGCUGGGUCAGACAGACAACAGUCCAGAAACCAUCCAGAGAGUCAUCAACAACCUGAAGGAGAUGAAUACUUGGUAUAUCUCUCCUGACAGAAGCAUCAACAUCUUCCACUGUCUGAUGGAGACGAACGACCGCUCAGUACAUCAGGAGAUCCAAGAGUUCCUGAAGUCAGAGAGCAAACCAGAGAAGGAACUCUCCGAGACUGAGUGCUCAGCUCUGGCCUACAUGCUGCAGAUGUCAGAGGAGGUUCUGGAUGAGUUGAACCUGGAGAAGUAUAACACAUCAGUGGAGGGACGACGGAGACUGAUCCCAGCUGUGAGGAACUGCAGAAAGGCUCUACUUUCUGACUGUGAACUCUCACAGACUCACUGUGAAGUUGUGGCCUCAGCUCUGAAGUCCAACCCUCAUCUGACACAUCUGGACCUGAGUGACAACAAACUGUCUGAUUCAUCAGUGAAGCGUCUGUCUGCUGAACUGGAGAGUCCAAACUGUGGACUGAAGACUCUGAGACUGAAGAGCUGCAGUUUGUCAGAGAUCAGCUGUGCUUCUCUGGUCUCAGCUCUGAAGUCCAACUCCUCCCAUCUGAGAGAGCUGGAUCUGAGCGUCAACAAGCUUCAGGAUUCAGGAGUGAAGCUACUGUGUGAUUCUCUGAAGAGACCAGACUGUAAACUGGAGACUCUGGGAUUGAGUUGCUGCAGGUUGUCAGCGAUCAGCUGUGAUUAUCUGGUCUCAGCUCUGAAGUCCAACUCCUCCCAUCUGAGAGAGCUGGAUCUGAGCUACAACAAGCUGCCGGAUUCAGACAUGAAGCAGCUGAUUGAUCUUCAGCAGAGUCCAGACUGCAGACUGGAGACUCUGAGAUGGAAGGAUUGAUCUCUGUCAGAGUGAGAGUGAACAUCCAGGAGUGUUGAGAGGAAGCAGUUUGACUUCCUGUUUGUCUCUGAUUGGCUGUGGAUGAGCGAGCAGACAGCCAACAGAAAAGCUUUGAUGAGCUGGAUGAAGACUAAUGGACAUUUAUUCAGAUGUGUUUGUUGGUGUUAUAUUUUCUGCUGUUUCUGUUUGUUCCUUUAUCAGUUGAAGAUCUACCAGUUAUUUAGUUUUAUAUGUUGUUCAUAUUACAUUUGAAUCUUCUGUGUUUUCUGCUUUUUUUUCUUGCUGUAUGUUUGUUAGUUUUGUGUAAAGCGUUGUGUAACGUUGGUUUGAGAAGUUUUUCUACACACCUGAAGGGAGGCUGGUGAUGAUAAACAAAGACCAAAUUCUAAUAAAUGUGUAAAUAAAUGAAGUGUCAGCACUUUUAUCCUGCGUGGAGCUUCAGCUUCAUGUAUAACAUCUAUAUUUACUGUAGUUAUUUUUAUAUCUUUGUGUAUAAAUGGAAAAUAAUCAGAAUAUUUCCACAUUCUGUUUGAUUAAUCUGAUAAUUGCAGCAACUCUAAAAAGGUGAUUUAUUUUAAUAAACUUACAUUUGUGAAUGUAACAUUUUUGCAAUAAUAAAAACUAAAUUC
Molecule: messenger RNA, 4460 nt
Organism: Scomber scombrus (Atlantic mackerel)
Lineage: Eukaryota; Metazoa; Chordata; Actinopteri; Scombriformes; Scombridae
Product: NACHT, LRR and PYD domains-containing protein 12-like
Exons: 11
Coding region: 262-3831 (1189 amino acids)
Biological process (GO): regulation of apoptotic process
Molecular function (GO): protein binding
Source: RefSeq, a predicted model, not a curated record